AUGAGCGGCAGGCUCGUCGCCACACGCCUCGCCACGCUCGCGCGCCGAACGCCACUGCACACGUCACGCCUCUUUGCAACGCAUGCACUUCCAGCAGGCGGUCUGCUCCGCAACGAAGCAGGUCUUCGAUUAAUAAAACGGAGACCAUGGCCCCUUGGUAGCUAUGCGCUGCAUAACAUACCUGCUACGCGGUCCAUCUCUUUUGCGAGAGUAAUACCGAAGCUUGUCUCCAAGUUCGCGACUGUGGGAGCUGCUGCCGGUGGAGCUGUUCUUGCAGGUGUGAGCUACAUACAGUACCAAGCUGGGCAGGCGGGAACCUUCGCACUCGACCUCUUCCACCGCACGAGAGAUGGCGCAACUGAAAUCGCUGGCGGUGCACUAAACACAGCGAAUGGAUUUUUCGAUCAGAUCGACAAAGGAUGGCGUCAGACGAAGGAUGAAAUAGAGAAUGUGCAAUAUCCCGAAUGGCUACAGCGCAUGCUUGCGAAAGACGAGUCUGGUGGCGCAGGAGGCAACAAUGGCGGUGGCCAAGGCCCACAAGAGCCCAAGCAGAGCGGUGCUGGGACUGCAGCUGCAGGUGCAUCGACAGCAGCUGCUUUUGGGUACGAACAAGAAGACGAGGACAAGAAAGAGGCAGAGAAGAUUGCACGGGAUGAACAAAUGAUGAUGCUCACGAAGAAGAUGAUUGAGAUUCGAGGUCUGCUACAGACGGUGGGACAGUCGGACACACUCACCCUGCCGUCGAUCGUUGUCAUUGGAUCACAAUCCUCGGGAAAGAGUUCUGUGCUAGAGGCUAUCGUUGGCCACGAGUUCCUGCCAAAAGGACACAACAUGGUGACCCGCCGACCGAUCGAACUCACACUAGUCAAUACCCCAGAUGCGCAUGCCGAGUAUGGGGAGUUCCCGGCUCUGGGACUAGGAAAGGUCACAGACUUCAACCAGAUUCAGAAGACCUUGACGGACCUGAACCUCGCGGUACCGGCGUCAGACUGUGUAUCAGAUGACCCCAUUCAACUGCGGAUAUACUCGCCCAACGUCCCAGAUCUAUCGUUGAUUGACCUGCCUGGUUAUAUCCAGGUCGUCGGGCGAGAUCAACCGCCAGAGCUGAAGGAGAAGAUCUCACAACUCUGCGAGAAAUACAUCAGAGCGCCCAAUGUCAUCCUCGCUAUUUCAGCGGCAGAUGUUGACCUUGCCAACAGCACCGCAUUGCGAGCUUCGAGAAGAAUGGACCCCCGGGGUGAAAGAACGAUUGGUGUGAUCACAAAAAUGGACCUCGUAGAUGCUGAGCGUGGUGCCAGUCUACUCAACGACAAGAAGUACGCUCUCAGACUCGGGUAUGUGGGCGUCGUCUGCCGUGUCCCUGCAAAUGCCGGUGGCUCAAAGCUUUUCACGCGUGGGAACGGUAACAUCACGAACGCGAUUACAAAGAACGAGGGCGCAUACUUCUCCUCACACCCAGAGUUUGGACCCGACUCGCAUCUCGAUGUUGGGACUAAGAACCUCAAGAAGAAGCUGAUGCAUGUUCUGGAACAGACAAUGGCCUCCAGUCUGAAAACCACGAGCGAGGCUAUCCAACGGGAGCUCGCGGAAGCGACGUACGAAUACAAGGUGCAAUACAACGAGCGCCCUCUCAGUGCAGAAUCAUACCUCGCCGAAUCCCUCGACGGAUUCAAACACUCCUUCCGCAGCUUUUCUGAGCAGUUCGGCCGUCAGCAAGUCCGUGAACUCCUCAAACACGAGCUUGACCAGCAAGUCCUAAAUCUGCUUGCGCAACGGUACUGGAACCGGCCGUUCGAAGACCUUAGCGUUCCGUUCCCAGAAACCGAUCCGCUACACGGCCUCGCGAAAGCAGACCCUGAAGGCGAAGAUCAGAUAUGGAAGAUCAAACUCGAUAGCUCCAGCGCUGCGUUGACAAAACUUGGAGUUGGAAGGCUGGCUACAAGUGUGGUAGCAAACGCAUUACAAGCACACAUCGAUAGACUCAUCACCAACUCGCGAUUCGCUGCUCAUCCGUUUGCGCGACAAGCUAUUACUGAGGCUUCGACUUCGAUUCUGAAAGAUCUGAGUUAUGAUAUCUCAGACGAGUUGGAGAUUUGUAUCAAGCCGUACAAAUAUCGAAUUGAGGUUGAGGAUAAUGAGUGGGCGAAGGGGAGAGAGAAUGUUACUACAGUCCUUAAAGAUGAGCUCAAAGUCUGCGAAGCUGCUGUCAAGCAGCUUGAGGAUCACGUUGGCGGGCGCAAGAAGGUCAGGGAUGUAAUGUCCUUCAUCGACCGCGUACGAGGUGGACAAGUUGUCCUCGAGGGUGACGGUGUUGGUGGCGCUGGAGGCUUCAGUUCAGCAUUGCUCGCGAAAGGCCGCGAAGCAGUCUUUCUCCGCGACAGAGUUGAUGUCCUCAAACUCCGCCUCCUCGCAGUUAAAAGCAAGCAAUGCGCCAGCAAGAAGAACAAAUACUACUGCCCUGAAGUUUUCCUCGAUGCCGUUGCCGAUAAGUUGACAACUACCGCCGACCUCUUCUUAGACGCUGAGCUUUUGUCGAAGUUCUACUACAUUUUUCCCCGUGAACUCGACGCCCGCCUCGGUCGCGGCCUGUCACAAGAAGAAAUCGACCGCUUCGCCAAGGAGGACCCGAAGAUCAAACGGCAUUUGGAUGUCGUGAGACGGAAAGAGCUGCUGGAACAUGUGUUGAAGGAGAUGGAGGGCCUGAGACAGCUGGAGCAGAGGGAGAAACGUGUCAUGUCCAGACGUCAAGAGAGAGAAUUAAGGGGAGGGGAUGCGGGGAGGAAGGGUGGGUGGAGCCUAUUCUAG
Messenger RNA from Cucurbitaria berberidis CBS 394.84, 2805 nucleotides. RefSeq lists its product as uncharacterized. Gene Ontology annotation, molecular function: GTPase activity; GTP binding; microtubule binding. Bases 1 to 2805 code for a protein of 934 amino acids. Lineage: Eukaryota; Fungi; Ascomycota; Dothideomycetes; Pleosporales; Cucurbitariaceae. The record is from RefSeq and is a predicted model, not a curated record. The transcript has 4 exons. Gene Ontology annotation, cellular component: cytoplasm; membrane; microtubule.